CUAGCCUACUUGAUGGACACACUGGCCGAACUGCCUCGUGAUUAUCCUGGCAGCUCAGGGACAAGCUUUGAUGCCUUUGCCAGGACCCUGGCCUCCACAAUCCCAUGCUCUAUCAGCCCAAUUGUCAGGAGUUCUGCGACAGAGAAAGAUCACUCUCGUGAUGCUUUCACAUGCUCCGCUUCGGAUUCUUUCUCUCAUGCGCCGUUUUGGCUUUGUGAAAUUCUCGAACGGGAAUCGUGGAGCUCGCUGGAAAAGUUACGAGAAAAACUGGAUCAGGCGACGGACUCGAAGCGAGAAAGCUGGGAAGUCGCAAUUCAAAAAUUGGUAAUUGCGUACCACCACCUGUGUUUUCGGUAUCCAGAUCUCCCUUGGUCAAAGUCGAUCGACCGUGAAGUAGAUCCGGCCGAGUGCCAAUACACAGCCCAAGGGACAAGCGAUAUAGUUGGACAAUUACUCGAUAUGGGCAUCGUGAAAGUGGGUGAGAUUAUUGACGAAAUUACCAACAAACGGGAUGAUGCGAUUGUUAAAAAGACACCCUGGAGUGGCGUCUUUGAAACGAAUGAAGGCCUUUUAGGCAUGGGGCCCAAGUGGCUCCACGACGGCGACCAGCUGAUGAUUGUCAAAGGCGCCGCUGUGCCGUACAUUUUCAGAUGUGCUGAAAAGCACCGAGAAGCCCUGAUUGAAACCCAGCGGGCUCAUAUCACCAACUUGGAAUCGUCGUUCGAAAAACUGAAACAAUCUCAGCCAUGGAAAAGAGUACUUUCAACCAAGGCCUACCGCAAAGCAAUUGCUGAAGCGAAAGAACGACUCGAGGAGUUGCAAGUCCCUUUUGAGCAGCCGAAUUCUUGGAUUUUGAUCGGUGAGGCGUAUGUUGAAGGAGUCAUGCGUGGGGAAGCCGUCGCUGAAGGGGGUGAUCAUCUCUUCGAGAGAAUUGCGAUAGUAUAACAGAGAUGCGUGAAGAAACCUUGGAAGAGACAUCGGGA
Molecule: messenger RNA, 983 nt
Organism: Aspergillus steynii IBT 23096
Lineage: Eukaryota; Fungi; Ascomycota; Eurotiomycetes; Eurotiales; Aspergillaceae
Exons: 2
Coding region: 13-945 (310 amino acids)
Source: RefSeq, a predicted model, not a curated record